CUUUUUGAGGCGAAUGCGCAACUGCCGCCCGUUAGUUUUGGCGUCCAAACUUGCUACGUUUCCUACAAUGGAAAUGUGUUGACAUCGUCGUAGAGUCGAAAAAUUUUUGAGUUCGUGGUGUCAAGGUAUCGACGGUUUCGCGCACCGUGUCCACCGAAAUCGGAGCCGAGGAGGAGAAAAAGCGCCAUCGACGUUCUCUGGACGCAGCGGUAACGGCGCGCGCUCGCGCUACGAGGGACCGGCAGCGCGUGCCCGAGCAGCCUCACCAACCUGAGUCAUGGCAGGCGGUGACGGCAAAGAUGUACCAGAGCCCACGACUACUGCACCUGUUUUCACAACUGAGCUGGACAGCCCGGCCUUGUUCGAUGACCCAAACCUUCCCGAGGGCUGGUACCGCAAGGUCUGCCAGCGGCAGAGCGGACGCUCGGCGGGCAAGUUCGAUGUCUACAUAUACAACCCGCAGGGCAAGAAGUUUCGCUCACGGAAUGAGUUGGCGGCCUAUCUGGAGCAGGUGAACAGCCCGCUUUUAGUGUCGGACUUUGACUUCACUGUCAAAGGGGAGCAAUCCAGGGCCAAGUCAGCUGGGCUGCCUCCACCACCAUCAGCACGGAAACCGGUGACAUCAUCCCCGACCAAGCGAGAGAAAAAAGUGGGAUCCGAGAAAAAGUCACAGUCCGACAAGAAGGCGCAGUCCGACAAGAAGGCGCAGUCCGACAAGAAGGCACAGUCCGACAAGAAGGCGCAGUCUGACAAGAAGCCGCAGUCUGACAAAAAGCCGCAGUCUGACAAGAAGCUGCAGUCCGACAAGAAGCCACCUGCCGAGAAGAAGACUCCAGUGGAAAAGAAGAAGGCGCAGUCAACAAAGAAGGCUGCCCCGGAAAAGAAGGUGUCUUCUUCUGGGUCCAAGCCGGUGUCAUCACCAGCGCCACGAACAGGUCGUAAGUUGAUGGUCAGACUCAAUUUCACUUCGCCAAAAAAGCGGAUCCUGAAAAACUACUCUGAGAAUAAGGUUGAAAGUGGGGACGCGGGGGGCGGGACAGAUGAGGGUUCGGAAAGCCCACUUCCGGCCAAGGGCGAGGACCAAAUACCACCGGCAGCAGUGGACAACAAGAAGCAGAUGGAGGCGGGACUGAGCACUCCAGACGUGGAUGCCAGUACUGUUUCAGAAGGAGACAGCACGCCCAAAAGCGAGCCUGUCACAAAGAAAAACAAGGAGAAUGCUGUAGACAAGGUUUCAUCAAAAAAGAAAAAGAAGAAGGAAAAGGAAGAGGCCCCGGUGAAAAAGCCUGACAAAACUUUGCCCGUGAAAAAGGAAGCUCCACAGAAACCUGAAGGCCGAGUACGGAAACGGAAAAUAGUAGAGGUGGAGGACAUGCUUUUCAAGGAAUUUGACCGACUUGAACGAAAGCCAGUUGUGAAGCCUAAAACGGCACCUGAGGAGAAGAAGAAGGCAGAGUCUAAGGACAAGUUAGAAGAUGACGUGGCUGCCAUCAAAGCAGCUGAGGCCAAGGCUGUUCCACCACCUGACGAGCUCAAGAAAGAGCAGGCAAAAGAAAAGCAUGAGGGAAAGAAGAUCAAGAAACGAGACGACAAAUCUACUAAGACCAAAGCAGAGCCAGAAUUGAAGGCUCAAGCCAAGCACCAGUCUGAAACCCAGCCGAAGUCUGAAUCCCAGCCGAAGGCCAAAGUGCAAGCUCCAAAGGCCAAAGCUCAUCAAAAAUCCAAAGCUCAGCCAAAGGACAAAGUCGAUUCCAAGCCUGAAGGCCAGCUUGAUGCCGAACCCAAAUCGAAGGUAAAAGCAAAGCCUGUGUCUGAGCCACAGUCCGAGUUGGAAACCCAAGCUAAGUCUGAAGACCAGUGUGAAGCUCACUCUGAAGCUGGAGCUGAUUCUGAAGCGCAGGCUUCACCUGAAACCCAGAACAAGUCCGAAGCUCAGCCUGAGCCUGAUGUGCAGCCUGAAUUUGAUGAUCAGCCCGAGUCCCAUCUUCAGCCAGAGUCUGAAGAACAAGCCGGGUCUGAAGCCCUUCAUGACUCUAAAGCUCUAUCAGAGAUCAGAGCUGAGCUGGAGCCUGAAGCCAAGCCUGAAGCCAAGCCUGAAGCCAAGCCUGAAGCCCAGCCAGAUCCCAAAGCUCAUUCAAAGUCUGAUACCCCCGGUGAGGCACAACCUAAGGCCACGACCCGCCCCAAGGCCGAGUCGAGAGCCCAGUCAGAGGGCAAAUCUGAAGCCAAGCCUAAGGAGAAACAAAAAAUGAAGCGCCUGAGGGAGGAAGAUGUCGUUAACCGCAUAGGAAAGCGAUCCAGAAAGGACAGUGAACAAAGAAAGGAGGUGGGUGAAAGCACCAAAGCAGUGCCUGAAAACAAUGCUGAGACAGCAGAAGAUAAGCACUACACAUUGUUAGAAUCGGAUGAGGCUACCCCCAAACCAGCUGACACUCAGGAGAAAACAGCUACGCCCAAGAAAGGUAGGAAAGAGCGCGAAAAGGAGAAGGUCGUGGAAAAAGAUGAAACUGAAGUAAAGCCAGUGAGGGAAAGAAGUAAGCGGCAAGCAGAGCGGCAGUCAAAGAAACACACCGAUGUCGAGAAGGCACUGUCUCCAAACACAAAGGACGAUACUGAACGACAAUCCAGAAGAGUUACCAAGGCGGAAAAACCAUUGUCGCCAGACGCAAAACGUGACACUGAACGGCAGUCCAGAAAGGGCAACAAGACAGAGAAAGCACUGUCUCCAGGCACAAAGCACGACUCUGAACGGCAAUCCAGAAGGGGCUCCAAGACGGACAAGACACGGUCUCCAGAUGUGAAGCACAACGAAAAGAGCAUCAAAGGCGACGGCGCACUGUUCAGCACAGAUGCAGAGUCGCAAUUCCCGACGGAGAAGCAGAUCAGAGAAGCCGCACUUGCGAAGCUAGCAGCAAAGAGUGAGAAACCAGUGGAUCCAUACGAAAUUCCACUGCCACCACCAUCUGACAUUCCGUCUGUACCUGACGAGGAUGACGACGAUGACAUGGCCAUCGACGAGGUUCCAACGUUAGAGUUAACACAACGCGAGCUCAAGCUUUACGAAAUGAGCCCACACCUGAUCGAACACAGUUACACCAAGAUCCCAGAGGACGAAGAAGCAGAUGAUGAGGAUAAGCAGCAGACGCCAUCACCUCCCCGCAAGAGGGGCCGAUCGUUAGCACUGGAGAAUGAAGCCGAGCCUGAUGAGCCAGGGAAGUCGCCACCGCCACGACGCCGGCAGCGGCGCAAGAAGGGAGUCGGCGAGAGUACCACGCAGCAUGAGGCAAAAGGGGAUAAAUCAGCACCCCUCAUUAUGGGGCAGAGCUGAGCAGUGUGAAGGGCUGGCACGCACACGUGUGUGCCUCGCACUUUUUUAGUGUUGCCUUGGCUCUUUGACAUAGAGCUUCAAUGCGUAUUUAUCGAAGACAGAGAUGUUGCGAGAAAGCUCCACUCCCUCCUGUUGGGACGCUGCCUUUGGAACAGGCAGGAAAACACAGCCUGCGUACGUGUUUAUUCUUUGGCCUCGGUGACCUCUGUCACAUGCCCUUGUCUGUGAAAUGGUGAGCAAAUGCGGAAAAAGGGGCGAGGAUUGGUUAUUUUUGUUUUUGUUUCUCAACUGCUUGCCCGAGGUUCUUGUGAAGGCCAUUAUAUUGCAUCGAUGCUUAAAAGCAUUGUUCGAUUGGUUGGUUAGAAUGGGUCUACUUGUUUGUUUUUCUAUUUGGGACUUUUUUUGCACUUGUGCAUUGUCAUUGUUAGGUUGUAUCAUGCGUGGUGCAUAGGUGCUGCAUUAUUUUGUUGGUCUGACCAUUAACAUUGAUGUACUCUGAUGAGGCCUGGUGUGAAGUCAUGGCCCAGCGUUCACGGUGUCAGAAAUUUUCAGGAAUGGGCUACACACUGUUUAAUUAUGUUGAGUGGGACGGGCCCAGUGCAAGACGUUUUAAUGCACGAGGCAUGUUACAGUAGUGAGGCAUCACAGCGAACAUUACAAUUCCAUUAUCUGCAUGAUGUAAACAGUCUGAGUUUUUUGUGAAGUCAGCAUAGGCCAUGAGGUGGCACGUUUUAUGGGCCCUGGCCUAUGUGUUUUAAUGACUCUAAUGGAUCAUUACACCAACAGAACACUGGCAAUUCAUAGAAUGGUGCGUGUAGUUGGAAUUUUAGACUUUCAGUUUUGCUGCAAGAAUGAGCGAUGCGGCAUCACCCAUUCUGUGCUGGGACAUGUAUAGAAACACGGCAUAGCAAGAGCUCUUGGGGCAGCCGUGAAAUUUGAUGAUCACAGCUUCUGGCCCAUUCGGGCUUUGUGAACUACAGUGACUUCACACAUGUAUUUUGAUCUUGUUUUGUGCAUGAACUGUAUGAGAAAGUGAAAACCUUUUCUUUGCACGUCAAUGAGUUGUGGUUGUUGACAGUGAGUUAUGCUGAGUUGCAGCGAUGAAAUGUGUCUGGCUUUUCUUUGAGCACCUUCCAUGAACAUGUAUUUGCAAGCUAUAAGUUUACUAGAACUGGCUGCAGUGCUACUCUUCAUGUAGUGCAGUCUUAGCCUAGCCUUAUUGAUUUACCUGUGGGGAUUAAAAUGGUGAGAAAGUAGCUAUCAUCCACAAUAGGUUGCUCAUUGGCACACGUAUUUAAUACAAAGCUUCAAAAUGUAGUAUUGUGCUGUUGUGCACUGUUUGAGCACAAUAGUCUAUUUUUUAAUAAAUCAGUGCGUCCACAUGACUCCCCCCCCCCCCCAAAAAAAAAACAGAGAGAGAAAAGGCCCACUGCAACAUGGGAAAAAGGAGAACAUCAUUGUACAAAGUUGUACAUAGCAUGGCUGUUUUUGAAUUGAGUCAGUGCUUGUUGUCCUGUAGCACUUUGUUUUCACAACUCUUCUUAUAUAUUUUUUCUUUUCUUUCCUAAAAUCAUAACAUUGCCCCAUACACAACACCCCAUCAUGGUUCAAAUUUCUUUGUACAGUUAUAGCAUUUAUGUCAGACGGCCUUGGCUACUCUCUCAUCAGAUCAUCAUGUCAGCAAACUCUGUUGCUCAGAAGCACUACCGUGAAACGCACUGUGACAUUUCUGCAGGAAUAUGCUUUGCCCUCCUUUCAACUCAAGCACAUAUAUAUACCAAUAAAAAAACAAAACAAAAACACUACCCUGAUUGCUUUUCAUUUUUGCAGAAAAGUACUGUCAUGUUCAUUAGAGCUGCAACAUGUGAGCUAUGGCUGGAGUGACACUGUCAACAAUAAAGUGCGGAGCCAUUUCGCCAUUCCAGCAAUGUGCUUACCUCAUGCUUUUCGCCGUCUGCUUUCCUCGUGGAGCAACAAUACACUGGCCCGCCAAGCAGGGUGGACAUCCUUAGUCCUUCGUGCAGCAUGCUCGAUCACGCUGCAUCGGUGCCAUAGCUUCGUAACUGUUCUCGUUCUUUUUCUGUGAUAGAGCUAUAGCUGCUCGGGGGCCAUUGUAUUAACACUCCACGAAGAAAGCAAACGACGGAAAGCAGGGGGUAUGCGCACUGCUAGAAUAGCAAAACCCCUGCCACAUUUCUCUCAAAAGUGUCGCUCCGGUGACCGCUCAAGCGUCGCUCAUGGUGAACGCGACAGAACAUCUGUGCGGUGUUGCAUCUGCUUGGCAGUGUUACUACGUUUGCACAAAACAGCCUCUUAGUGUCGAUGCUGACGAAAAUUUGGGCACUGCGCUGACCAUCACAGCUAAACGCAGAGUCGAGCGAAAGCCACUAGGCCAACAGCGCCAUGUUCAUAUGCAUAUGCAGGGUGGACAAUGUCUCUGGGAAAAAGACUUGGCUGUGAUGAUUCUCUUUUGUGCGUGUGCUCGUGUGACACAGGUUUGCCUUCGAAACAACCUCAUGUGAAGGAUGCAAUGCUCACAGUAAAUGUUCUGAAAAUAUUUGUGAUAUUGUCAUUUGUGCGAUCAGACAUACACCUUAGUAGUAUUUUGCGCAUUGUAUCCGUCGAAACAGAAGCAGUCCUUACAAUUUUGGGAAAUGGCGUCACAGGGUUUGUGUGUGUGUGCUUUUGAGAAUGCCCUUCUCAUUCCUGCAUAGUUUGAACUUGCUGCGUACCACAUUUGCAUCGAGUGAAGGUGGUGCCAAACAUCGUGUGAGAGAAAAAGAAAUCAUCAUAAUCAGCUAUUUUCUAGCAGGUUCCCUCAUCAAAUGAAUAAUUUCCUGAGAGGGUGCAGAUGACAGACUGUGCACUGUGUUUUCGUGGCUCCUUAAUCGUGUAACUCCGCUGUAAAAUUGCUACACCUGGCACUCCAGCUCCCCCUGCUCUUCUCUCGGUAUAAUUCCACUGUAGUAUUUCAUGAGCCAUCAUUGUUCAGUACAAUAAAGAACUCAUUAUCAUGCUGUCCACAA
Dermacentor albipictus is the source of this 6354-nucleotide messenger RNA. Its product is annotated as nucleolar protein dao-5-like. Lineage: Eukaryota; Metazoa; Arthropoda; Arachnida; Ixodida; Ixodidae. Gene Ontology annotation, cellular component: nucleus. Gene Ontology annotation, biological process: base-excision repair. Gene Ontology annotation, molecular function: DNA binding; catalytic activity. The record is from RefSeq and is a predicted model, not a curated record.